Messenger RNA from Quercus robur (English oak), 2650 nucleotides. RefSeq names its product dynamin-like protein ARC5. The transcript is spliced from 17 exons. NCBI's taxonomy places the organism in Eukaryota, Viridiplantae, Streptophyta, Magnoliopsida, Fagales, Fagaceae. Gene Ontology annotation, molecular function: microtubule binding; GTP binding; GTPase activity. Gene Ontology annotation, cellular component: microtubule; cytoplasm; membrane. The coding region runs from base 101 to 2473 and encodes 790 amino acids. The record is from RefSeq and is a predicted model, not a curated record.
GAUAUCGAUGGAUAUGGUACGUUGCUUCCACGAGUAAACUCGAAACAGUAAAAACUUGAGUAAACACACUUUUGAGUCUGGACUCCGCAUCAGUGAUAAAAUGAGAAUGGAGGGAAGUGAAGAGGAUGGGUCAGACUCCUUAGGCAUUACUUCUUCUGCUACAAUGGAGGACGACUCGGAAUUGGAACUGGAAGUGGAGAAGCAAUGGAGGCUGUACGAGGCUUACAACGAGCUACACAGUCUAGCUCAAGAGUUCGAGACCCCAUUCGAGGCCCCCGCGGUGUUGGUGGUGGGUCAUCAGACGGACGGGAAGAGCGCACUGGUGGAAGCCCUCAUGGGUUUCCAGUUCAACCAUGUCGGCGGCGGCACCAAGACCAGGCGCCCCAUUACUCUCCACAUGAAGUAUAACCCUCUUUGCAGCCUCCCUCUCUGCCGCCUUGUCUCUGAUUCCGACUCCACGUUUGCUGAUGAAAAGUCUCUUCAACAAAUUCAGGCCUACAUUGAAGCUGAAAAUAUGAGGUUGGAACGUGACCCUUGUCAAUUCUCAACUAAGGAAAUAAUCAUUAAAGUGGAAUAUAAGCAUUGUCCAAACCUUACCAUUAUAGACACUCCUGGACUAAUUGCUCCUGCUCCAGGUCGAAAGAAUCGAGCGCUACAGAGUCAAGCUCGUGCAGUGGAAUCCCUUGUGCGAGCGAAAAUGCAGCACAAAGAGUUCAUUAUAUUAUGUCUUGAAGAUUGUUGUGACUGGAGCAAUGCAACUACACGUAGGGUUGUUAUGCAAAUUGAUCCUGAGCUUUCAAGGACAGUAAUUGUCUCGACCAAGCUUGAUACGAAAAUACCCCAAUUCGCACGUUCUUCAGAUGUGGAAGUCUUCCUUUCACCACCUGCAUGUACACUUGAUGGCUUCAUAUUGGGUGAUUCUCCCUUCUUCACAUCUGUGCCUUCAGGAAGAGUUGGUUCUGAACAUGAUUCAGUUUACAGAACAAAUGAUGAGUUUAAACAGGCAAUAUCCUUGAGAGAGGUGGAAGAUGUUACAUCUUUGCAGGAGAAGUUGGGCCGGACACUGUCAAAGGCAGAAAUAAGUAGAAUAGGUGUAAGCAAACUCAGAUUAUUCUUGGAAGAAUUGCUGUGGAAAAGGUAUAUGGAUAGCGUUCCACUGAUCAUUCCACUUCUAGAAAAGGAGUACAACAACACAACAAGAAAGCUGAAUGAAAUUAAUCGGGAACUCAGCACCCUGGAUGAAGUAAAAUUAAAGGAGAAAGGACGAGCAUUUCAUGAUCUAUUCUUGACCAAGUUGUCGUUGCUAUUGAAAGGGACAGUUGUUGCUCCUCCAGAUAAAUUUGGUGAAACACUACAAGACGAGAGAAUUAAUGGAGGGGCAUUUGUUGCUUCUGAUGGUGUUCAUUUUCCUCACAAGCUAAUACCUAAUGCAGGAAUGCGUCUAUACGGGGGUGCACAAUAUCACCGUGCCAUGGCUGAAUUUCGUUUUGUAGUUGGGGGCAUUAAAUGCCCUCCAAUUACGCGGGAAGAAAUUGUAAAUGCUUGUGGUGUAGAAGAUAUUCAUGAUGGAACAAACUACUCAAGGACUGCUUGUGUAAUAGCUGUUGCAAAGGCUAGGGACACAUUUGAACCUUUUCUUCAUCAGUUGGGUGGUAGACUGCUGCACAUUCUGAAGAGAUUGCUUCCUAUCUCUGUUUAUCUUCUUCAAAAAGAUGGCGAGUAUUUAAGUGGCCAUGAAGUGUUUCUCAGACGUGUUGCUACUGCCUUUAACAACUUUGCUGAAUCCACUGAAAGAGCUUGCCAUGAAAAAUGUAUGGAGGAUUUAAUAAGCACCACCCGUUACGUCACUUGGUCCCUCCACAAUAAGAAUCGGGCUGGGUUACGUCAAUUUUUAGACUCAUUUGGAGGAACAGAACAGUCCAACACAGGUGGUAAUCCUUUGUUUGCUGGUCUCUCCCCUGAUUCAUCAUUGGGAUCCGUUGCCUAUGAGAAGCAGGACUCUAAACCAAGGGCAGAUGUAAAGCUCAGUCAUCUGGCCUUGGGUACUGACUCAAGCUCUUCUAUCCAGACAUCAGAAACAAAGUUGGCUGAUCUUCUAGAUAGUACGCUUUGGAAUCGGAGGCUUGCUCCAUCAUCUGAAAGGAUUGUUUAUGCUUUGGUACAACAGAUAUUUCAUGGCAUAAGAGAAUAUUUCUUGGCAUCUGCAGAGUUAAAGUUCAACUGCUUCCUUUUAAUGCCGGUUGUUGACAAGUUGCCUGCACUCCUCCGAGAGGACUUGGAAUCUGCUUUUGAAGACGACUUGGAUAAUAUUUUCGACAUCACUAACUUACAACACUCGUUAGGCCUGCAGAAGCGAGAUACAGAGAUUGAGCUGAAAAGGAUUAAGAGGCUUAAAGAGAAAUUCAGACAAAUACACGAGCAGAUUAGUUCACACGAAGUCAUGACAAAGCCAUCCGUGGAUUCAACGAAGUGAACCUGAUCCAAAAUACUGCUGAAUGCAUCAGAUGUGUGAGAUGACAUUAUUCAUUUGUUAGUUUACUGUUGACGCUUCUCCAUUAUAUAAUUCUGAAAGAAGAAUGAUCCGGUAGUCAUUACAAGAAUUUUUUAUAAGCUUACUAUAUAUGAAAUAUCUUUAGUUUGCUUCUUAUUA